AUGUCCUCGACCACCAUUACUUCAUCUCCUAUUUCCUCUCCACAACAACAACAACAACAACGAGCGUCAAGUACUCCUCCUUCCAUUUCCUCUCCAUACACAAGUCCGAGUCAACAAUCAUCAUCUCCUCGUUUAUUAAAUAAUUCCUCUCCAUCUUCAUCCAAUAAUUCUAAUAAUAAUUUCAAUAAUAACAAUUCUACUACUGGCCAUUCGAAUCAUUCACAAACAUCCGAAUUAACAUCACCAACGACACCCCGACAGUUUUUAUCUGAUUUUAAUGACAUUGACAUUCCAAAGGUGGCUCAAUUUUUUGAAAAUGAUUCAUUGAGUGUGUUGGAAGAAGAUACUUGGAAGGAAAUGUUAUUGUGUUGUUUUGUACCAUCUUCGCAACAAUUGACUUUUAAACGAAAAAAGUAUUCAUUUGGAAAGAAGAGUCAAUUAUUGGGAGGAAAUUCUUCUCAUCCAUUGACGAUGAACGAGACACAAAAUGAUGUCAUAAAAGUCAUGAAAGGAUUAGAUAACACGUCGAAAGGAACAGCAUUGAUGGAUUUGAGCGGAUUGCAUCAUAUUUCUAGCAAGUCGCUUUUCAGAUUGAAACAAUUAUUGUAUUAUAGAUUUUUCUUCUAUUCGAUUCAAAACUAUGCAUUGGGAAAUGUCACACCAACCGAACAAUCCAAUGCUUCAGGUACUCCUCACCAUCAUCAUCAAACCUCUUCGAGCUCUUCCUCUCAAUUUCUAAGUCCAAAUUCAUUAUCUACAAAUACUAGAAACUCAAUUCGAUUGGCUCGUAGUAGUACUCGAUUCGGAGAAGGUGGAAUUUCACAUGCUCUCGGAAGCGAAGCCACUCAUUUGGAAAUGUCAAAAAAAGAAUUUUCAGCCAUGAAAGAAGAACAACUCGAUGCAUGGAAACAAUUUAAAUUUACAAC
This is a messenger RNA of Naegleria lovaniensis, 926 nucleotides long. RefSeq lists its product as uncharacterized. The transcript has a single exon. The annotation marks the transcript as partial. The record is from RefSeq and is a predicted model, not a curated record. NCBI's taxonomy places the organism in Eukaryota, Heterolobosea, Eutetramitea, Acrasida, Naegleriidae.